This is a messenger RNA of Peniophora sp. CBMAI 1063, 1203 nucleotides long. Lineage: Eukaryota; Fungi; Basidiomycota; Agaricomycetes; Russulales; Peniophoraceae. The record is from the annotation of a GenBank genome assembly.
AUGUCAGGCGAGGUGGUUCUCGUCGUGACUCUCGACCUCGCUUUCCCGAUAAUGGCCCAAACCUUUCUGUAUGCGCUGUACUGUGCGCUGACCUCGUACUUCAUACAUCAGCGAUGGAUCGCGCGCGAACAUACGCCUCUCUCAACCUUCAUGGUCUGGGCCACCUUGGUCAUGUUCUCACUUUUCACCCUAUACUGGUCUGCAAACAUCUAUAUGCUAUGGGCGACGGCCUACAUCUCGUUCCUGGACCUGAACAACACCAUCACCGACGCAGAACUGCAGAAGGCCCGUGAUAUCGCCACAGUACUAUUUCGCCUUGAAUUCGCACAGCUUUGCGCGUGGCCAAUCAUAAUGAUCAUCGGAGAUGCGAUCUCGCUAUGGCGGGCGUAUGUGAUCCUGAGGAGACCGCGAUGGCUGUACGUACUGACAGUGAGCACCGCUAUACUCGAGAUAGGUAUAUGGUCCGCGACGCUCGCCAUCAUCAAGAUCGAUAGCCCAUCCUUGAACGGUUGGUGGACAUAUUCACUCCAGGCUGCCGGACUGUCUAUUGCCGCCAUUGCCCAACUCAUCUCCACGCUUUUGAUCGCGUACAAGACAUGGACCCAUUGGAAGGACAUGCGGGAGCUUAUGCACGCACACAACGUCCGACAAAGCAUCGCGAUGCUUGUGGUCAUAGAUGAAACGGGCGUCGCGUACUUGGCCAUCUUCCUUUGCUAUGCUCUCAUCAGUCUUCUGCAAUUCAAGUUGUAUACGCAAGCAGACGAACUGGCGGCCAAGAUGCUCAUUGAGUGUAUGCUGCCUCUCAUGGCCAUGUACCCGACUUUGGUGGUCGUACUCCUGAGCAAGCGACGCUCCAUCCUGCAGGAUAGCAUUCACUCGGACGGCCUGCCACAACUGACCGUACCUGUGAGAACCACGCGUCUCAAGACACCCUCGCAACGCUCAACGGAUGACCCUCUACGCGAGGAUUGCGGGGCGGGUACGAAGAAUCCCGGUCUCAAAUGGGUCGAUGUUAGCUUCGGUCCUGCGUUCGAGCUCAGGAGCGUGGAUGUGGCUGCGAAGGAAGAAGAGCUUGAGCCAGAUGAUGACAAGAACAUGUCGAUAGUGCAUGGCACGGGCUUCGCGCAGGGCAGGUCGCGCACGCCAUCGUCUACAAGCGCAACCAUCGUGGCCGGCAGCGAGAUGGGGCCGGUGGCGAUCUGA